Molecule: messenger RNA, 1183 nt
Organism: Lolium rigidum
Lineage: Eukaryota; Viridiplantae; Streptophyta; Magnoliopsida; Poales; Poaceae
Product: transcription factor LAF1-like
Exons: 3
Coding region: 117-1010 (297 amino acids)
Source: RefSeq, a predicted model, not a curated record
GCUCCCCCGUCCCAACGCUUGUCGCCGAAGCCUCUGCUCUGAGCUCUGCUGCCUCCUGUAGCCAUCCAUCCAUCCCUGUCUUCUCUCCGUCGGAGCUUUCCUGCGUGGCUGCGAAGAUGGGGUGCAAGGCGUGCGACAAGCCGAGGCCGAGCUACCGGAAGGGGCUGUGGUCGCCGGAGGAGGACGAGAAGCUCCGCGACUACAUUCUCCGGCACGGCCACGGCUGCUGGAGCGCGCUACCUGCUAAAGCCGGGCUCCACCGGAACGGCAAGAGCUGCCGGCUGCGGUGGAUCAACUACCUGCGUCCGGGGCUGAAGCACGGCAUGUUCUCGCCGGAGGAGGAGGAGACGGUGAUGAGCCUCCACGCGGCGGUCGGCAACAAGUGGUCUAGGAUCGCACGGCAUCUGCCGGGGAGGACCGACAACGAGGUCAAGAACUACUGGAACUCCUACCUCAAGAAGAGGGUCGAGAACAACGGCAAGGAAGCAGCAGCAGGGCCCAACGGCUCCGAAACCCCGCCGGCGAGCUCCGCCGCGGACUCAGACGGCUCGCAGUCGCAGAGCCUGAGCCCAGGGGAGACCAGCAACGGUACUACGGCACGAGAACAGGCGAGCUCCGGCUCGUCGGAGCCGCCGCACGAGUCGUCGUCGGCCGACUCCAGCUGCCUGACCGCGGCCGAGCCGCCCGCCGCGUGCCGGGCACACGCGCCGGCCGCUCCCAAGGUGAUGUUCGCGGACUGGCUCGACAUGGACUACGUCAACCACAUGGCGGCCGCGGCGCCUGGUCCGGACGCGGGCGGCGAUCGCCGUCACCAGGUCGUGGGCCAGCAGGGGUCCAGCAUGCAGGUGGACGGGCCGUCGUCCGGCGUGGAGGAGGACUCUCUGCAUGGGUUCGUCGAUGCCGGCUCCUGCUGGGAGUUCCUGGAGCAGCUCGACGGCAUGGACCAGAUGCAGGCCGGCGGCGGCUUCUGCGACCUGCUCGCCAUGAACGAGUUCUUCGGCCUCAACUAGCUAGAAACAGCCUACAGCGUGCGUGCGUGCAUGGCCUAUGGCCAUGGAGGAGGACUAUAGAGUUUCUUGAGUUUAGACGUUUCGUCGAGUUGUUCUGGCGCGUCUGUAAUACCGCUGUGUAAAUUACCGCCGUGUAUUUAUGUAUGUAUAGAGCAAUUUAGCAAACUUCGUAA